Molecule: messenger RNA, 4009 nt
Organism: Porites lobata
Lineage: Eukaryota; Metazoa; Cnidaria; Anthozoa; Scleractinia; Poritidae
Source: the annotation of a GenBank genome assembly
AUGCCUUUACAUGCUGGAAGGACCAGUAUAAACCAAAGCACAUUUACCAUUAACAACUUGAGUCCUGAUGACAGCAGUUUUUAUGAAUGCGUGCCGGCUACUAAUAUUAUGGGAACAAAGAAGACAAGAAUCAACGUGGCAGUGCAAGUGCGUCGCUUAGGUUUGUAUUGCAGGCACCGCAUAUAUCUAAUUCAGUCAAAGGUUGCUUUGAGAGUUGGUCAUUGGCGCAAUUGGUCCUGAGCGUUUGGGCAUACGAAACUCACUGCAAUGACUUGCUUAAAUGACCGCCAAAUAAUAGUAUAGCUUCCCGAGAGCGUAAUUGCCCAAUGCCCAAAGCAAUCCCCUUGAUUGAACAAGGUAUGAAUAGAUUAAACAUUCAGUUUAAUGUCAGUCGUCUAAUCCAUAAACCAUUGCGACCUUUGUUAAACAUCUAAGAUGCAUUGCAAAGGUGUAUCAUAAGUAACUGUCUAUCUAGUUAGAGUCCUCUUCACUGUACCUUAAGAGUUAAUAAUAGGCCCCCUUCACUUUUUUAUCUACAUAAUGAUCCUCUAAACUGUCUGAAUGCUGGUUCUACAUUUUCUGCACCUAGCAUACCUGAUCUCGAAUUACAGAUCAAUGCUGAAUUGAAGCAUAUUGAUCUCUGGCUUAAAGCUAACAAUUUAAGUCUCAAUGUCGCCAAAACAGAGCCUAUGAUUAUUAGCUCGGGGCAGAAACUACAAUCUUCAAAUGACUACACAAUAAAAAUUUAUAAGGAUGGCGUCCAACUAAACUUAACAACUCAUAGCAAAUUUAUUGGGCUUACGGACGAUAAUCUCUCUUGGAAGGCCCACCAACAUGACAUUUCAAAAAAGCCCCCUAAAACAUUGGUGCGCUUAAGCGAGUCGAGCCAUUUGUUUCUAUGCACAAUGAAGUUAUGAUAUGCUAAGGUCUUAUUGAACCACGCUUUGAUUACUGUAAAGCGGUCUGAGGUGGCUUGUGUUACUGUGGUGCUUACUUAUGGAAAAAUCUUCCCGAGAAUGUACGUACGCACAGCAAAUUCUCUAAAUCAGGUGACUUUGAGGGAACAUUCACUCUCGGUUUGCUGAUCAUGCUCCCAUACGGCAACCAUGUAAAACAACUUCUAGAACUUAUUCAUUUUCUAUUAUUAUACGAAAAUUUUAACCGUGUAUAAAUAUUUAAAGUUUAUCAUCAUCACCAUCAUCAUCAUCACGAUCACCACCAUCAUCAUCUUAUUCUUUACUCAUCAAAGGACGAUGGACACUUUUUCGAAAGCCUAUAUACGUAAGAACUAUACCGCUGUAUCGCACGGUGAUUAGUUCGAAUCCCAUCCAUGGCUGGAUUUUUUUUUUAAACGUUUAAUAUCACAAAAAAAACCAAUGAGAGCUGUAUAGUCAUUGUGCAUGAGGUGCUGACAUAAAUUUUCAUUUGAAGACUUGUGUGUUAACCGGAUCAAAGUUUCAUGCUUAAAAUUUCUUAUUAGCAAAUCAAAUACAUGAAUCGGCACUCUUUCUUUAGUCACUUGCGACGUUACUCUUUUUGCUAAUUCAGCCCUGCAAAUGACAAUAGAUCGUUUUCACUGCCACGCAACAAAAAAUUAAAUUGGAAACCGUCCAGUGGAAGAAGCUAAGAAAAUGAAAUGUUAUAAAAGACUAUUAUAUAAACAAUUGGUCCAAGUCUCAGGUCUUUGUGGCCCACAGUUUCUGAGUUAUUUGCCGAAACGUUUCACGCACCUUUGUAGAGCUUUGUAUAGCUUGCGUAGCAAGCGUUUCCAAUCGAGUUAUUGCGCGAAAGUUAGAGACGAACUCGCGCGGAAACGCUUGCUACGCAGGCUAAGCUUUGUAUAGAGACGCCAUAUUGGUGCACCGUUUUGGUGCACCAAUAUGGCCGCCGGAAAUCAACAAAAACAUCUGGAGUUCACUUUUCCUAUAAAAGCUCUUUCUUUUCACUCGAGAACUAGCAUACGUACGCAUAAACACAUCUUCUAAUACUUGAAGUGGUUAUACUGCUGAUUAUCAAGAGGAGAGACUUUUUUCAACGAGGCAGUAUUCCUAUUUUGUUGUCACGCAAUGUGAAAACUCGGAAGUUCAAAUUGCUGUAUUUUCGAAAUGAAACAUGGUACGGGACUGGAAACUUGUACAAAGAUUUAUUUUUUGUUUAUCUUCAAGCUAGUGUAAAUAAGAAUUCGUAAAACCUCGCUAUUUUGACUUAACAAUUUGAUGACGUCAUAGUGAAAACCAUCUAUACAUGUAAUGCAGUUGACGUCAAAUUUUUAAACUUUUCACUUGGCCAAAGAAUAAUUUGUUUGACUUGUUAAAGAAGGUUUUUUUUUACUUUUUAGCUUUUGAAAACUCCGUCAUUGUGGGAAACAACAGAAACCACUUGACCUCCUUAAGCAGCUGGCUCAAACCUGUGAGAAAAAGCAUCAAUUCUCUGUGGAAGCGCUGUUGGCGUGCAUCCGUGGACGGCUGGGCUGCAAGUAUACUUCACUCCCGAUGUGACGGCAAGGGCCCGACUGUGACAAUAAUAAGGGUCGGGAGAUACAUUUUUGGAGGAUACACCAGUAAAUCUUGGGGUAAGUGAACGUUGUAAAACAGCAGAUUUUGGUGCAUGGACCACCAGUACGGUUAUUUAAGCCUAUGUUCAGCUAAAAGUGCAGCUUGGUACUGCCCUAUAAAGACUCAGUUAACCCAUCCUUUCAUUAAGUAGUGGCGAAUAUAGGUUUAGGGUUGGCGGAUCUAGAUGCGGGCCCGCAUCUCUCACCCUUCAAUGGCCGACGAUCGCCCCACCUCAGUAGACCUUAAAAAGGUGUGAAUGAGCCCCAAUCCCCAGCCCCCUCUCCUCAAGAUCUGGAUCAGCAAAGUGAUGAGAAUUUCUAGCCUGCAAAACGGACCUAACAAUAAUAAUGAUAAUAGAAAUAAUAAUAAUAAUAAUAAUAAUAAUAAUAAUAAUAAUAAUAGUAAUAAUAAUAAUAAUAAUUUUUAUUAUGAUAAAUAAUAAAAUAAAAUAAGGCUUAACAAAUAACAAAGGCUUCAUUACUGUGGUAAGAGUAUUAUUACUAAUUCACCAGAUUGUAGAAAGCUUUGGGAAAUGGGGAGGAAAAAAACAACACAUGAAUUUGGCGACUUGUUUUCUUAAGUGACACGAAACAUUCUAAUCUAAUUCUUGUUCUUUUUUUCUCGUCAAUUGCUUUCAUAAUUGCAAAUUUCUGCUAAUUGACACUUCUUGUAGUCAGACACCUCACCUCAGCCCCGAUAAGCGGACAGUUCUUUAAACCUGGUCCUCCCUAGCGACGCAAGUAUAUAAAGCAUGCAUGCGCAUAAGGAUCUAAUGAGGACGGCUUAAACUAAAUCAAAACCAUAAGUACAAGAACAUCAAAACCUUGGAUUUUUCUUAAGCUGAUGCUUUUUAUGAUAGUGCACAUUAAGCUUUUCGUGUUCAUGCUUAUUUUUAUCCUUAAGUUAUGCUCAUGCGUAUACGUAUGCUUGCACUAGAUGCGUCGCUCGGGACAACCGGGCCGUAGUGUUUAUCCCUGUACACCUGCCUGUAGCCACAUAGAAACACGGAUCUCAAUCUACCUUUAGAGGAAAUCUCUCCUAAACUGAAGAACUGAAUGGUCUGGUUCAAAGAGUGACCGCUUACGGUGGAUUCUAUUAUAACUAGAACAAUUUAUAAUAAAAAUAUUUACAAGAAAUUCCUAAAAGGAAUGACAAGAAUGAACUGAAUUAGCUCUUGAUAAAACGUGUCGUUCAUUAGUCAAGAGUGAUUCGUCAUACUUAUGUAAACUAAGCAACUCGAAUUUGCUUCAUUAUGAAUUAUCAUUAUUAUUAAUUUUAAUAAUAUUAUUAAUGAUUUUAAUAUUUUUAUGUAGGACAAUGUUAAUAACUUAUUUUCUAUUCAAUAUAUAUUUUUUCUUUCUUUCUUCUUACUAGCAUCGUUAUCUGGCCGGUAUCAAUACGACUCCAAAGCCUUUAUUUUCACUGGUGAACAAACCAGGAUGGGCGCCUGUUAG